Messenger RNA from Diachasma alloeum, 2443 nucleotides. It is a transcript of the gene Ptp36E, whose product is annotated as receptor-type tyrosine-protein phosphatase kappa. The record is from RefSeq and is a predicted model, not a curated record. Gene Ontology annotation, molecular function: protein tyrosine phosphatase activity. Gene Ontology annotation, biological process: protein dephosphorylation. The transcript is spliced from 14 exons. Lineage: Eukaryota; Metazoa; Arthropoda; Insecta; Hymenoptera; Braconidae. Bases 305 to 2425 code for a protein of 706 amino acids.
AUCACUCGGGUGAUUGAUCAACGAAUUAACAAUACGGGGACUGUGAACAUUUUUUUUUUUUUUCGUGUGACAAUUGAAAAAAAACUCGUUGGGGUUCUGUUUAUUACCAGUGCGUGAGUGGAUAUACUGUGGAGUACAAACAUUUUUUUUUCCAUCUGUGGGGACCGGUUGUUUGUUUCUUCAGCGUGGGAAGUAUACAUUGUGCCUCAACUUCUGGUUUUUGGAAUUUUUGUGGUUCCAGUUAGUGAAUUCGUGACACCGGAUACGCGGGGGAAGUCUUGCACCGGACGCGACACAGGAAAACAUGUCUUCAUUACGCACACAAUCGAGCGGUGGUGCUGUUGUGGGUUUCAGCAGUGUGGGUUCGGAUCGCACAGCCCCAUCUACAGCAGGUGGUUCCCACUCUCACUCACACUCCCACAGGAAGCAUCACCAUCAUCACAGGAGCAGAAGUGCCCCGCGGACACCUGAAAAACCACCGAGAAAGCGUCAUCUGACUACUGGUCAGAGUCUCGCAUCAAUACCGAGCCAGAUAAAGCUGUCGAUGCUCAACAGUGGUCUCAUCUCCUUCGCUAGUGAGGAACUUGGAGGUAUUGGAACAACUUUGCCAUCAGCACCAACGCCUCUUUCACAGUAUCCAAAGCUCUGCGAAUUACGUAGAAAGUUUCCUGUUCUCUAUCGCGUUGAAUUUCAGACAGCAGCUAAAGUGGAGACACAUUCAUGCAGGCAUGCUACGAAGCCAGCCAACAGAGAAAAGAAUCAGAAUCAACGGUGUAUACCAUAUGAUUACAAUAGGGUUGUGCUCGAUACUAUCAACAACCAGCCGGAUUCUGAUUAUGUUAAUGCGUCCUAUGUCGAUAGUAUAUUAAAGCCAAAUGCCUACAUCGUUACUCAGGGACCCAUAGAGACAACCGUCACCGAAUUCUGGCGGAUGGUGUGGCAGGAGCAAGCCUCCUGCAUAGUCAUGCUGACAAAAACCUUCGAUUUCAUCAAGGUCAUGUGCGUACAAUACUGGCCACCCAAUAAAGACAAGGAUGAGGAGUACGGGGGCAUCGGUGUGUCCGUUCUCAAGGAGGAAGAAUUGGCAAACUUUCACAUACGAACGAUAAAACUUUAUAAGAAAGAUGAGAAUGGCAAAAUUAAUGAAGAGCGCACGUUGCUGCAGUUUCAUUACACAGAAUGGCACUCGCACACGUGUCCAUUCAGCAAUGCUGUUCUGGAAUUUCGGAGACGGGUGAGAGCUGUAGUUGGGUCAACUAUCAAGAAUGAAUCGGGUCCUAUGAUUGUUCAUUGCAAUGAUGGCGGUGGUCGCUCAGGUGUGUACCUGGCGAUCGAUGCAAAUCUCGAGCUUGCGGAGGAGGAAGACUCCUUCGAUGUCUUCGGGUAUUUGAAGAAAUUGCGACAGAGUAGACGAGGGCUCAUCGAAAAUUUGGACCAAUAUAAAUUCGUGUACGACACUCUCGAGGAGUACAUCAUCUGCGGUGCCUCGUGGUUUCCCGUCUCCGAGCUGUCGCAACGACUCAAGCAGAAGAGCGUGAAGAAUCCACUGACAAAGAUGAACGAGUAUCAGCGUGAGUAUCAGCAGAUCUGCAAGCAAACACCUCGUUUUACGAUCGGUGAUUGCGCGGGUGGACACAGAGCGGAUAACAGAGAGAAAAAUCGUGAUGUCCUAGUUGUGCCACCUGACAACUUUCGUCCGUACUUGACGAGCUUCCAGGGUAAUAGCUUUACCGAUUACAUUAACGCUGUAUUUGUAGAUGGAUACACGAAGCCCCGUGAGUACAUCGUUACCGAAUGGCCAUUGAAACAUACGUGUGGAGAAUUUUGGUCACUUGUCUACGAUUACGAGUGCUCAGCGGUUGUUAUACUGUGUGUACCACCAGCAGUAUCAACCAACUUUCCAAGCUUUUGGCCGGAGGGAAGACACUCCAAGAAAUAUGGCCCAGUAUUCACCAUAGAUCACAUUAGCCACAACCACUACACAAACAUCAAGACUUGGGUAUUCAGGAUAAACAAGAAGAUAGUGUCCCUGACGGAACUAAUGGCAGGAGUUAAAGCACCACCGAAGACUGUCCAGUUGUUUCAGUUGACCUGUUGGCCAAUGGGCCAGGCUGUGCCGACGUCAACGAAUAGUUUAGUCGAACUGAUGAAUAUGGUGGAGCGGUGGCGACAGAGGACUGAUUAUGGACCGGUUGCUGUGGUAUCGCCCGACGGCAGGAGUCGGUGUGGUGUUUACUGCGCAGCGAAUGCUUGUAUUGAGCAAGUUAUACAGCACGGUGAGGUGGACAUAUUUCAGGCUGUCAAGACUGUCAGAAGACACAGGCCCCAACUCGUUGAGAACAUGACUGAAUACAAGUACUGCUAUGACCUAGUUCUGCACUACGUGCUGCAUUAUCUGAACAAGGAUAUGAAUGAAAAGAAGUGAGAAAGCGAGUUGAGGGAC